ACCCCCUCCUCCUCUUCUCAUGACCAUCACACACGCUAGCUCUCUUUCUCGCUUUCACCCGCUCCUCAAGAAGCUGAUCAUGGAGUACUCCAACGAUUGGGAUCUCCAGGCACUGGUCAGGAGCUGUGGCACGGCCGUCGCCGACUCGGAGCCGGAGCCGCCGGCGGCGCCGUCGACGACGCGGCGGGCUGAAGCCGAAACCGUCUUCGUUGGCCGUGCUGGUGGGGUGCCGGAGUUCGUUGGGCAACCGGUGAGGUCGUCGGCGGCAUCGUUUUACGACUUGGAGUACUUGGACCUGUACCACGAGCGGCCUCGGGCGCCGUUCUUGGUGACGGCGCCGUCGACGAGCCGCGAGCGUGGGGAGGGCGGCGAGCAUGAGGUGCUCAUCUCCUUCCCGGCGAUUGCCUCGACGUCCGGGCAGGGUAGGAAGCAGCCUGGCCGGAAACCGGGCGUUCGUACUGCCAGGCCCAAAAGAAGCAAGAAGAGCCAGCUGAAGAAAGUGGUGUGCGAGGUGCCGGUUGCCGACGGCGGCGUCUCCACCGACCUUUGGGCAUGGCGCAAGUAUGGCCAGAAACCUAUCAAGGGCUCGCCGUAUCCUCGGGGAUACUACAAGUGCAGUAGCCUCAAGGCGUGCAUGGCGAGGAAGAUGGUGGAGCGGUCGCCGGAGAAGCCCGGGGUGCUGGUCAUCACCUACAUCGCCGAGCACUGCCACGCCGUGCCCACGCAGCUCAACUCGCUGGCCGGCACCACGCGCAACAACAAGCCGGCGUCCCCUGACCAGCAGCAGCAGCAGCAGCCGUCUCCCGGCGGCGCGUCGACGGACGAGGCGGCGGCGGCGGCGGCCAAGACGGAGGACAGCGCCGACACUACGUGCUCCAUGGCGGACGACGAGAACGACCUCUGGGCGCCGGUGGAGAUGGAUAUGAACGAUUUCUUUGGCCCCUUCGACGAUGAUCUCGACCACUUUUUGGAUGACGACGCCGUUCUUGGACGCCGGCUGUCGCUCUAGUUGGUGGCCUGGAGCGCUAAUUGACUACACACAUGAACUGUCAUGUUCUUCUCUUCCAUUAUACAGUAUUGAGGAAGAAUGGAAGAUAGCUAGUAAGAUAUACACUGGUCAGGUCACACGUGUUGCCCGUAGAAUGAUCAAAAUCUAUGUUCUGUACUGUACAGCAUUUUUGCUCGGUUUUGCACGAUCUUUGCACUGAUGAUUUUUUAUAAGCUUGUGCUUAUUAUUAGGUGGUCGGUCAAGAUCUGUCACAUUUGAUACCUUCCGAAUUCGGAUGCCAGGAUAGCUAACAAUUGUAGGAGGUGUUCCCAAAAUAAAAGAAGGGCGCAACUAAGGAUCGGUCA
Messenger RNA from Oryza sativa Japonica Group (Japanese rice), 1353 nucleotides. Its product is annotated as WRKY transcription factor 22-like. Gene Ontology annotation, molecular function: DNA-binding transcription factor activity; transcription cis-regulatory region binding. Gene Ontology annotation, cellular component: nucleus. The record is from RefSeq and is a predicted model, not a curated record. Gene Ontology annotation, biological process: regulation of DNA-templated transcription. Lineage: Eukaryota; Viridiplantae; Streptophyta; Magnoliopsida; Poales; Poaceae.